Messenger RNA from Rotaria socialis, 522 nucleotides. NCBI's taxonomy places the organism in Eukaryota, Metazoa, Rotifera, Eurotatoria, Philodinida, Philodinidae. The record is from the annotation of a GenBank genome assembly.
AUGAGCAAGGACGAUCCAAAUUUACGAGUAAAACGAGCUCACAGCAAUGUUUGUCAACUCAAAAAUAUUGGACCAAAAAGUAGUGCACCCUUCAAAUUUAUUCUUGAGACAACACCAUUCCCAGAUGACGAAGAUGAUGCACCACCAACGGGAGACUGGGUUAUUACUGGACGAGUAUUGCCGAAUUCAGAUCUUUACAAAACAGGUUCUAUUCGGAUCCAACUGGUAGUAGGCCCUGAUUAUCCAUUUGGACCACCAAAAGUUUACGUCAGAAGUCCUAUUUAUCAUCCUAAUAUAGAUAAAAACGGUGAGGUUUGCAUUGAUAUGUUGAGUAAUAAAGAUGCAUGGAAGCCACAAACUUCCUUUGUUGCCAUUAUUGAAGAAAUAAUCAAAAUUAUCGAUAACCCUGCUAUGGAUCAUGUUAAGCAUCCAGAGGCAGCUAGUUUAUUUGAUACUAACAAAGUGGAAUAUGAACGAAUUGCAAAAGAUUUAUUUACGAAGAAUUUUCUGCCAAGAGACUGA